This is a messenger RNA of Neocloeon triangulifer, 3180 nucleotides long. RefSeq names its product synaptic vesicle glycoprotein 2B-like. Gene Ontology annotation, biological process: transmembrane transport. The coding region runs from base 165 to 2225 and encodes 686 amino acids. NCBI's taxonomy places the organism in Eukaryota, Metazoa, Arthropoda, Insecta, Ephemeroptera, Baetidae. The record is from RefSeq and is a predicted model, not a curated record. The transcript has 13 exons. Gene Ontology annotation, molecular function: transmembrane transporter activity.
CACAAAGCCCGAAUUCCACCUCAACAUGCUGUAAGCUGGGCUCGCUCUCUCGUCUCUGCUCACCAAAAACAUAUUGAAUUCGACCGAGACUGACCCUCCGACGGCGACCUGACCCCACCAAGCACUUGCCACCCGCCCCAAGAUGCACGCGCCGAUGAGCGGCGAUGGUGGUGUCCGUGCCGCGGGAGGAUGAAGAGGCGAGCGACGAGAAUGCGGCCCUUGUGAGCGGCCACCGGCGUCCCGCCACCUACACCAUGAUGGACAGCGUGGAGCCGCACGACGACGCCGUCGUCGCCGCCGCCUCCUCGCAGGCCGGCGCCGCCGACCACCCCAGCACCGACACCCUCGAGUUCGGCGGCGCCGCGGCCGACGACGCCUCGCUCCUCUCUCAGUUCCACGAAGAUGCCAUCAAACAGGCUGGCCUCGGGACAUUCCAGAUGCUGCUGCUGUUGGUGGCCGGCCUUGGCUUGGCCGCCGACUCGGUCGAGGUCUUCGUCGUCUUCUACAUUCUGCCGAGCGCCGAGGUCGAAAUGUGCAUCACUCAGGUUGAAAAAGACUGGAUGGGUGCGAUCACGUUCGUGGGGAUGAUGGUCGGCGCCACCCUGUGGGGAAACCUGGCUGACCGGAUGGGCCGUCGAAGGACGCUGCUCUCGGCCUUGGGGGUCAACGCAGGGUUCAGCGUGAUCGCGGCCUUCAUGCCCACCUACGGCACCUUCAUGACUGCCCGUUUCUGCAGCGCCGUCGGUGUUGGCGGUUCGCUGCCCGUUGCUUACGCCUACUACUCUGAAUUCCUGCCCCGAUCGGACAGAGGCAGAUUCCUCAGUGGCCUGGUGAUGAUGUGGUCCCUCGGAGGAGUCUACGUUGCCCUCUUGGCUUGGAUUAUCCUCCCUCGAACUGGUCUUCAAGUGGCCGAGGACAGUUCCGAGCACUUCUCGGCGUGGCACCAGUUCCUGCUGCUGUGCACCCUGCCCUGUUUCGCAGCCAUCGCGGGUCUCAUUUUCUCGCCAGAGUCGCCGAGGCACCUGCUCGAAGCCGGCCAGGACGUCGAGGCCAUGCUGGCCUACCAGCGCAUUUUCAAAUCAAACAGCAAGAAAGGAGCCGAGGGCGCCGGCCAGUAUCAGUUGUCCGAGUUGGAGUUGCCGACCAAAAGAAUCAACGGCCUGGGUGGUCCGUACGCUUCGUCCUCGCCAGGCAAAUCGGUCCUGGCAGACAUGAUUUACAGUCUGGAAUUGUUCUGGAACUCGUUCGUGCAACUCUUUUGUUCGCCACACGUCAAGUUGACGGUCACCCUGCUGGUAAUUUGGAUCUCGGCUGCUUUUGGUUUCUACGGGUUGACUUUGUGGUUUCCCGAGUACAUCCGCACCCUGCGCGACCUGCUCUACUCCUCGAAAGCACAGCACGUCUUCGACAAGACCUACUUCAACAUCACCUUCAACCGCUCCCUGGAGAACAUCAACUUCUCCGGGUCCAGGUUCAUCUCGUGUCGCUUCGAGCACCUCACCCUGAGUCACGUGCUCUUCGAGAACUGCACCAUGGAGGCGUGCACGUUCGCCAACGUCCGCUCCAGUCGGACGCUCUUCCGCGACUCUGAAAUCAGCAAGUCUCACUUUGUCGACACGGACCUGUGGUGGGGGAACCUCCCUUACAAGAAAAACGAAGACGAAGAGACCUGGGAGGACGGAAUCACAAGUGGGCGCUUCGAGCAUUGCAACUUGGUCAACAACUCGAUCCUCAGCUUGUCCCAGGGUUGCCACCUGGACUUUGACUACAACCUUCACCUGCAAGACAUUUUCACCGAGAAUCUCGUCGGGCAGCUCGCUUUGCUGCCUGGGGCACUGGUCUGCGCCUUUUUGGUCGACAGGGUUGGAAGGAUAAAAAUUAUUGGCGUCACGUUUUUGCUGGCCGCACUCAUCUCUCCCUUCAUUUGGUUGUUGGACUCUGGACGGGCCAUCAUCGCCUUCGAGUCCGUCCUCAAUUUGUUUUUCGUUGCUGGCUGGAGCUCUCUCGCCAUCGCCACACUCGAAUCAUACCCCACUCACUUAAGGUCAACUGGCUUUGGUUUUUUGGCCGCCAUAUCAAGACUGGGCGCUGUGCUGGGCUUCACCACAUUUUCGCACCUGCUGCGCUCGAGCAGAGGAGUGCCUGCCAUGCUGUCGGCCGCCUGCUUUGCCGUGGCUGGAUUCACGGCCUCGCGGCUGCCCGAAGCCCGCACCGCCCUGCUCUAACAACUUUUGUAAAAUAUCAAUUCGCAUUGCUCACAGUUUUUGCCUCCGGUGAGAGUGCAAGCAAAGCAAACUCCUUUGGGCAGGGUAAACAUUUCUUAUUGUAGCGUCUUUCAAAGAUAUCAAUUUCUCCUACCGAUGUAUCUAUCUAUCCUGACAGUUUUAGCGCUUCUAAUUGUAAGUACGACGAGCGGUGAAGGCAACGAGAAGGACUGAAACGACUCACGUUUUUUGUUGUAGACAAUUUUUACUAAUGUACUCGUGUAUUCUUCGAAACGCUUCAUCUCUCGCAUUUGUACGUGCGCUGGACACUUGAGUAAGAAUAAUAAAUACUCUAUUUUUUAUUCCGCAUCAAUCAGAAAUAACUUUGCAGGCGAUUAAACUAGAUUUUUACAUAAUUUGGGAGGAAAUCUUAGGAUUUGUACUGCAUAUUCAUAUUCCAAGAGGUACCUGCAAUUAUAUUGUAUUGCUUGAGAAAGAACGAGAUUCUUAACUGCAAAUCAUCUUUUUUUUUAAUUUCCCUCUUGAUUUGCUUAGAAGAAUCAAGUUGAUGAUGGGAGGAGUGGUUCUUUUUACUUUGUCUUGUACUUAAUAAUAGCAUAAUUAUUAUGGAAACUUAUACUCUGUACUGAUGAUCAUGUAAGUGUAUAAAAAUGUAAUCUAAAAUGCCUAAAAAUUGGUCUUAGAUUAAAAAAAAAAAGAUCAAAAAGGUUGAAAAUCAUUUUAAAAACACAAAUUUUAGUAAUGCAGGUUAUUAUUAUGAAACAUCCAUUUUUUUAUAAAUAUAUAAUGCAAACGUUUUCCCAUAUUUAUUUUAUCAUCCACUAUUAUAAUUUACCUCCUAUAAGAACUCUUUGAGGACAUUAUUGUUUGUGUAGAGCAUAUUUUACAUAGAAUCCAAAUAAAAAUGAAAAAAAUCACAAAGAAUAUGAGAGCACUUGACAAAAUUAUCACAAAU